AUGCCGCGUAAAAGCAAGUCUGCUAAGGCGGCACCAGAGCCUAUGGGGGAAGAAGAAGACCGUCUUGUUGCAGCCUAUGCUCUCUCGUCUCUAUCAUCAGGUGUAUCAAGUCCCCUAGAAGUCUCUAGAAAAACAAAGGUUCCACGCAAGAAAGCUGAUAAGACUCUAAAAGUAAAUAUACCUCCACCCAGUGCCCUGAGGCCAAGUAUGCUGGGAAGUGAUGGACGUAACUUGACUGAGAGUAAUGAAUCUGAUGUACCAAUGUAUGAUGAUACUGAUGGGAAUAGACCUUCAGUGGCUGGUGUGGGAUUUAAACGUAAAGCAGAAGAGUUAAACUAUUCCAAAGCACCUUUCAUACAUGUGCCAGUAAUUCAUCCUAAUAUAAAUAAGGUUGCAGCUGAAACAAACAGUCCGGGAAGCUCUCCAAAUUCUGAGUCCUCUAUAACAAAUAGUUCUUUACCACCUAAAAAACGCAAAUUGAAGGUGUUUGAGCAAAGAGAAUCUUCAUCUCCGAAAAGUGACACAGAAGAUGGAAUGAUCCCAGUAGGUGUUGAGGAUCAAAACACCCCAGCAGUUACGACACAUAACACAUCACAACCAUUCUAUACUGUCGUCCAUGAAUCGCAAGGGGGUAUGAAAGUUUCUAAUAGUGAUCUAUCUCAACAGCCUGAUGCCAUGGUUACAGAGCCCAUGACACCAACAACAGCAACUAUGACGCAUACAAAUGACCUGUCACAAAUCCCUUCACCUGACCAACAGAAGUCAUUUAUGAUGGACCCAAAGAGGAACCUUAUGAUGAUAAAAGAAUGCCAUAUGGCAAUCACACCUGAUGAAGAUGGAGACUUGCCAAUCCACAUAGCUGUUGUUCAUGGCAACCACAGAGCAGUUUUAAAACUCAUCAAUCUCAUGAAGAUGCAGGGAGAGACAUUGGAUAGAAAAAAUGCCUUAAGACAGACUCCAUUGCAUCUUGCAAUACUGACAGAAGAGCCACAGAUUGUGUCAUGCCUCAUCCAAAAUGGUGCAGGGAUACGGGUGCUUGAUCGCUAUGGGCAAACAUCACUACAUUUAGCUGUCAGUAGAGGAAGCCCUGCCUGUCUUGAUGCCAUUAUAGAGACAUCUAAUGACCUCCCCAUAAAUGAGAAAGACUUUGAAGGUCGCACCCCUCUCCACCUUGCAAUAGAGACGAGUAGUGGUCACAUUGUGCGCAGACUCAUUAAAGCUGGAGCCAACGUAAACGUUGUGGAUGGUAAAAGCGGAAGGAGCCCAAUAUUCUAUGCAGUAGAGGCCAACCAACAGCAUUUAGUGGAGAUGUUGCUUCAGGCGGGAUGUUACGUCAACCUGCAGAAUUACUCAGGGAACACGCCUCUCCAUUGCGCUAGUGGGCAUGGUUUCUCUAACCUUAUACAGAUGUUAAUGAAGUAUGGGGCAGAUCCCUACGUUAAAAACCAUUCUGGAGACUCUUGUCUCUCUUUAGCCAAAACGAAACCAGCAUUUGAAGCAAUGCAGAAACCCACUAGCCCUGUCCAACCAUUGUGGCACUCUCCCUCUCAAGCAACAGGCUCCAGCGCCCCUAGCAACCCUGGGGUUCGCAUGAAGCCAGCUCCAAUCCAGGUCCAGAUCGCCCCAAGGAUUAAUUUCCUGGUGAACAAGAUGUCUUCGUAUCCCUUACUCAGCAUGGCUAUCAAACCACAAGAGCAGAAAGAAGUGCCUAUCAAACCUAAAGCAUCUUCUAGUGCCAGGUCAUCACCAGCCAUGAGUGAUAUAUCAGAACGAAGCCUUAGAAUCGAUGAAUCCCCAACAAGUGACAUCACGAGCACAAGUAGAGACGAAACACCUGGCGUUGAUAAUGCCGAAGAUGGUAAACCAAUUAAAGAGGGAGCUAAAAAGCAGAGAGCAAAACGGAAAAAAGAUAAGGUUAAAAAUGCUUCUAAGGAUAAGGUUUCUAAGAAUAUACGGGAUCGAUUAUCUCAAAAUGAAAAUAUGUCAUUGCCACUUUCUCAACCGCACCAAGGCAACGAAAACAUUGUACAAGGCCUAGCAGCAUAUCUUCAGAGAGGAGGUGGAAUGGGACCAGCAGCAACAGCUAAACUUCCCAUCCCAGCUACCAAUUCUGGGAAUGCGAUACCUCCACUAAGACUGCCUGUAAUCUCAGCAGGGAAUAUGCAAGCAAUAUUAGCAAUGAUGCAACAGGGACAAAUUCCACCAGCUGUUGCCGAAACAAUUAAGAAAGCACUCACAAAACAACAAGAACAACCCUUUACACUGACAUCAGAGUCAAAUAUUACGAUGACACCAUCAAGUACUUUAACAUCCAAAUCAACAACUGCCUCUAUGGACCCUAAAUUUCAAGAGGAUGGGGUUAAGGUUGGAAAUGUAAGUGUAAAAACUGAGCCAUUGACACCAGAUGAGGAUAAAGGUUCUGAAGUUGAGAAAUUACAAGCUGCCACUGCUGCUCAUAUUAAAUCAAUCAAGGCACAACAAGCUGCAGGUAUGAUGUGCAGUGCCAAUAUGACAGCACAAAACCCAAAUGUAAAUCUAUCUGUGAUGAAUCCACUGACUUUACACCUCAGAAACCAAUUGGCCACACAAGCACAAUUGCAGCAAAUACCAGGCACAAACAGUCACAAUCUUCAAAUGUUGAAACAGGAGCAAGAAGUGGCGCAAGACUUGUCUAUGAAAAAAACAAGAGAUUUAACUGAGGACUAUGGGAACUCUAGGCAUAAAGAAUUAAUUGAGUCAGGUCGUACAAUUAAUUUAACUAAAUCAGGUCGAACAAUGGAUUUGACUGAGUCAGAUCGUACAAUGGAUUUGACCAAGGCAGGUCAUACAAUGGAGUUGACUAAAUCAGAUCGUACAAUGGAUUUGACUGAGUCAGGUCGAACAAUGGAUUUAACUGAAUCAAAUCGUACAAUGAAUUUGACCGAGUCAGGCCAUACAAUGGAUUUGACUAAAUUGAAUCAAAUAAAAAAUGUAACUACAAUGAGUAGUACUAUGAAUUCAACAAAUCAGGUUAGUUCAACAAACUUAUCAAAACUGAAUGAUGGUACAAGUUUAAAUGUGCCAGAUCUGAGUAAACAUUCGAUGGAGCAAGGUCAUUCAAAGGAUUUAACUAAAAAGGAUACCACUAACACAGUUGCUACGUCUGAUUCAACACCAACAAUAAAAACAACUGAUUCAAAUGUUUCUGAUUUGAUAAAAAGAAAUCAUACAAUGGAUUUGACUGCGGCAAGUGCAACCAUAGAUUUAAGUACAGUAAAACCACAUGCAGAGUUAGCUUUGGUAGACCCAACUGUCAUAGAUCGAAAAUUGAAUUCAUCAAGCAUUGAACCUCAGUGUUUGGAGAGAAGGACUGCUGAAUCUAAAGAGGAUGAUAAUAAAUCUAAAAUGAAUACAAGACAUGAAGCUCACAAUGAUAAACUAGCAGCAAAUACCCCAAAUAUACAAAACAAAACUGGAGCAAAUAUGAAAAUUAAUGGAAAUAAAAACGUAACUGAAGGCAGUUCAAAUGAAAUGCUGAAUGUUCAACGAGUACAUAAACCGAGUCUUGACAAUGAAUGUCAUUCCAGUCCAGACUCUACUACUAAUAAUGAACAAACAAUUAAUCCUAGCAAGGAGCGCAAAGAGGAACUAACACAAUAUGACUCUGAAAUUGUAAGCAGUUCGGAACAGACCAUAAAAAAAAUAGACAGGUGGGUUGUCACCAAAAACCUUGAUCACAUAAAAGCUGCUGAUGAUACACGUCGUGACUCUACUGAGCAUGAGGAGAGUGGAACUGAUUUAGACGAUUUACCAGGUGACUUAGUACUUGAAAUUUCAGAGCCAGAAUCUGAAAGUUUACACCAGUCUGAUUUUGCUGUGAUGAAAAAGAGCUAUCGGUCCCCUUCACAGUAGUAAUACUUUAAAGGCCCUAUGUAGAUUUUAAAUCACUUCGACUUAUAUUUAGAUAUUUAGAAAAGAUUCAUGUUGAAAACAAUGUCAACUAAGUUGCAUGGCGUUACCUUGUUACAUAACAUUUUGAGAUUUACAUUAAUUAAAAUUAAAUGUCAUUUUAUUGUUGGUAUAAUUUGAACUCAAUUUAAUGAAUUCUUUUCAGUGAUGUUCAAAAUAAUCUGCUUCAAAAUGCAUUUUUGAAAAACAAGGAUAUAAGCAACCAAUAAAAACAAUCAUUGACAAGUGUUUCAGUCACUGAAGUUAGAAAAAAAACAUAGAUAAAACAUAUUUUCAAACUUUACAU
This is a messenger RNA of Owenia fusiformis, 4234 nucleotides long. The record is from the annotation of a GenBank genome assembly. NCBI's taxonomy places the organism in Eukaryota, Metazoa, Annelida, Polychaeta, Sabellida, Oweniidae.